AUGGCGCGGCCGGCGAAGCUGAGACCGGAGUGGCAGAGCCUAGAGCGCAUGGCGUGUGGGGCCCUUAGCCCGGAGAUGCGGAUGGAGCGGCCGUCAAUGAAAGCGGUGGAGGUGGAUUGGGGUGGCCCCGAAUUGUGUACGGCAGAGUGGCAGCUGGCGACCCGUGACGCCUACCUCUGCUUUGACAAGAAGCGCAGCGGCGGCGGUGGAGGGAGUGGUGGUAGUGGCGGCGGCUGCGGCGGCGGCGGCGGGGGCGGGCAGCAGCAGAAGCCGGCGGAUCAGGAGGGCGACGAGCAGGCGCCCGCCGCGCCCAACUCCGGCGACGCGUCCCCGGCGGAGGGCAACAAGGACAAGGAGCACGACAAGGGGAAGGACAGUGACAAGGAGAAGGACCAGCAGGAGAAGGGGGCGAAGGGGAAGGACAAGGACGGGGGGAAGAAGCCGCCGCCCAUGGUGACCGCGGUGCUCAAGGUGGACAUGCACUGCGACGGCUGCGCCAAGCGCAUCCACGGCUCCGUCCACCGCUACCCAGGCGUGGAGGGCGUGGCGAUGGAGGUGGAGAAGGGCUCCAUGACGGUGGUGGGGCGCUUCGACGCCAAGAAGCUGCGGGACCGCGUCGCCGACAAGACCCGGAAGAACGUCGACCUCGUCGUCGCCGGCGGCAGCAGCAACAACAAGGGAGGAGGUGCCGCCGGCGGCGGGAACGGCAAGCAGGGAGGAGAAAGAGGCGGCAGCAACCAGCACAAGGGCGCCACCGAAGUGGACGGCAAGCAGGCGGACAAAGGCGGCGAGCACGAAGGCAAGGAGAAAGACAAGUCCGAUCGCCAGGAGGAGGGGAAGGGGAAGGAUGACAAGCAGGGCGGUGGCGGCGGCGGUGGAGGAGGGAAGGGGAAGGGCGGCGGCAAAGACAACAAGAAACCCGUCGUGCCGGUGGUUGCGACGGUGGUGCUCAAGAUCGGCUCCACGGGGCUCCACUGCGAUGGCUGCAUGAACCGCAUCCGCAGCAAACUCUUCAAGAUCAAAGGGGUGGAGCAGGUGCGCAUGGACAUGGCCAAGAAUCAGGUGACGGUGACGGGGACCAUGGACGCCAAGGCGCUGCCGGAGAAGCUGCGCAAGAAGCUGCGGCGCCCCGUGAACGUGGUGGCGCCGGGCAAGGACAAGGACGGCAAGGAGAAGGACGGGAAGGAGGGCGGCGGCAAGGACGGGAAGGACGACGGCGGCAAGGACGGCAAGGACGCGGCGACCAAGGCCCUGAAGGCGGAGCUGGAGGCGUGGAAGGCCGCCUUCUACGACCAGCAGUCGCUGAUCAACGCCGAGUUCAUGCUCAGCGACGAGAACCCCAACGCCUGCGCCGUCAUGUGA
Messenger RNA from Miscanthus lutarioriparius, 1362 nucleotides. The record is from the annotation of a GenBank genome assembly. Lineage: Eukaryota; Viridiplantae; Streptophyta; Magnoliopsida; Poales; Poaceae.